Lachancea fermentati is the source of this 339-nucleotide messenger RNA. Lineage: Eukaryota; Fungi; Ascomycota; Saccharomycetes; Saccharomycetales; Saccharomycetaceae. The record is from the annotation of a GenBank genome assembly.
AUGUCCCAAGAAGAUCCUGCUACCAAGCAUUCCCGCAAGCUCCCAAUAUGGGUUUUGGGACCGAGGGAGGAAAAAGCAGCUCGUUCAAAUUUGAAGACAUUUGCGUAUAGUCAGUGUGCCGAAUAUGUUCAAGCGAUGGCUGAAUGUUCGAAACUUCAUGGACUCAAAGUCUUUCCUGCUUGUGAUAAGCAAAGAGACAAAAUGGGAGAAUGCAUUCUCUUCUAUCAAACGGAUCCAAAAUAUCUGGAUGAGGAAAGAGAUAAAAUAGUGCAAGAGAAGCUAGGAAAACUGGAGAAGCAGCUAAAAGACCAGAAACGGCAGCAAGAUGGUCACCGCUAA